AUGGAUUUCUUGUACAUUGUGACAUUUGUCGGAGCUUUAUUGUAUUGUGAGGGCCGGUAUUUCAGACCGUUUCCCAUUUCAUCAGAGCCCCAGUCUGUCUUUGAUGCUAUUGAGAGGAAUACAGAUUUACAUUACAACGACAGAGAUAAUGGAAUAACAGUCAUUCGAGAUGUAGACUUCCGGUCCUGUUACAUCACAGACUACGAUCCGGAAUGGCGGCUGGACCAGGACAGUAAAAUUGCCGUCAUGUCGGCUGUGACCCCCAAAAUAAUGAGGAAUGAGGACUUACUCAGUCAGUUCAUUAACCGAGUUGGUCCAAUUGUUGGCAAGCUCUGCAGAACAAGUAAAAUAUACGAAGUUAAACCUACAGACAUCGACCACCACAUCGACCAGUCACCAUCUCCACAAGGUGCUCCCGUACCUCGGAAAAUAUAUUACGACAGCGGAGAACCUAGAGUUCCAAAGCCAUUCAGGAUCCCCACCAAAAGACCUGAGUUCCAGGGACAUGAAGAGCAUGAAGAAAUUAGAUUUCCCACAAAAAGGCCGGAAUUCAGUGGUUUCCAACAAGGACCGGUUGCGCAUGAGCAACAUGUUCGUCCAUUUCCUGCGAGACAUGACGCUGGACAAUUUGUGGUUCCCAGACCUUUUCAGCAAGCCAUUCCUCAGCUGAAACGCCGUGUUCACGGACAAUCCCGAAAAUAAAGCAAAGAAGAUGAAGUCGUUGUUUUUGUUCCUAUGCAGCUUGGGACACCUUAGAAACUAAGUUAGAUGUAAGAGAGGAGAGAUCCAUAAAUCAGGCGCAAUUUAUUUUCUUUUUAGCGCCUUUCAUGAGUUUUCGAAGUUGCAUUGUUAUCGUAUAUUUAUGAUUAUUUCUUUUCAAAUAAA
Saccostrea cuccullata (small rock oyster) is the source of this 885-nucleotide messenger RNA. RefSeq lists its product as uncharacterized. The transcript is spliced from 4 exons. Bases 1 to 702 code for a protein of 233 amino acids. NCBI's taxonomy places the organism in Eukaryota, Metazoa, Mollusca, Bivalvia, Ostreida, Ostreidae. The record is from RefSeq and is a predicted model, not a curated record.